Molecule: messenger RNA, 6590 nt
Organism: Mercenaria mercenaria
Lineage: Eukaryota; Metazoa; Mollusca; Bivalvia; Venerida; Veneridae
Exons: 14
Coding region: 1719-4376 (885 amino acids)
Biological process (GO): peptidyl-lysine oxidation
Cellular component (GO): membrane
Molecular function (GO): protein-lysine 6-oxidase activity
Source: RefSeq, a predicted model, not a curated record
UAAUUAUUCUAAAUAGAUAUUAAAGUCAUUAAAGUUCCAUAAGAUUUUAUUUUUUUAUGCUGAAAACAGAUGAAACAGCUGUCCAAAUAAAGGUUAAGCAUCAAUACAUGAAUAGAAAAGCCCUACUUUUAUUACUGCAUAUGAACUUUUUCAGGUAGGGCAAUAAAGGGAGGUAAUCAAAAGCAGUAGAGUCUAUAUAGCUUUCUUUCAUGUUCAUCAAUAUUCAAACAUGUGACAAAAAAUGUAGAACAAAAUAGCAUUUCAAAUGAAAUCAGUUUAUUUUGUGUUCAUAACGGAAAAUGUGUAUGCAAUAUCUUAAACAAAGGCAAUAUAAGCUUUUAAAUGAAUAAAUUAUUCAAACAAAAUUUAAAUCUUAUGAUACGUUGCUAAGAAUGUUCCAUAUUAGGAUAUUCAAAUGCAAAAAAAAAAAUAGUGUGUGUAUUUAUUACGAAACCCUUGUGUAUGUUUGCAUAUUUUAGCAUGUAAGUAUGUACCAAGUGACAUAGAAUGUGUAGGACAAAUAUAUUAAGUUAGUUCAGCAGUCCAAAAAUUUUCUACACUGUAGAAUUUGAUUCAACCUUGACUUUUUAGGAUUUCGAAUGUACGUAGAAAAUUGGGCAAAUAAAAAGGAUAGUGUCGAUAUAUUUUCUAGACUGAUUCGAAAAAGUUUGUCCUCGCGGAAGGUCUCAGAAUGACAGUCUGUAGGAAAAUUACAAUUUUAACAACAUUUUCUACAAUGUAGGUUUUAAUGAAACAUCUCGCAGUCGUAAGUAAACACAUGACCUAUAAUAUGUUAAAGUAAAAUGUAUAGGUCCGUGUGCUUACUUUUGAGAUAUUUGCCAAUGAUUAAAUAAAUCAGCGCAUUUCAAGAUUAUUAUAAGAUAUUAUUUUGGAAUGAUUUAACAAGUCAGAUGUUUCAAUGAAAUAUUAUAACUUUAGAAAGAUAGUAUUAUUGCCGUUGUAAUAAUCUACUCAUCGGUUGUCAUUAAUUCAUUAUUUGAUCUUAAUUUCCGUACGCCGAAUCUACAGCUUUAUUCUACAUUAUCCGCCAUUACUUCCGGGUUAUCAAACGCGCAAAACUACCUUAAGAAAAGUGAGAAUAGUUCAUACUUUGAAAUUCUACUAUUUACGCUUUGAUUCAUAUUUUGAAAAUAAAGAGAUUUAAACAACAUCAAUUCAUGUAAAGAAAGAGUUGUUCUACAUGCAAACUGAACAGCCUAAAAAGCAUGUAUAUUACUCUACAAAAACGGUUGUCAAUUAAGUAGUAUAAGCACUUAAUUCUAGAAAAAAAUGAAUAAAGGGACGACAUGUUUGGAUUGUUCAGCACCUUUAAAACCUCACUUUUUUUUCAGAGAACCGUUACAUGUCUUCGUUUUUUUUAUUUCUUGACGACGAUCCUUUAAUGUUUUCUAACUGGGACAACUUCCUGUGAAUAUUUUAAGUAUCUAGUCCUACAGGACAUUAUGUGAAACAUGUAUUGAAACGGUAGUUUGUUGGCAACGAUGUUGUUUGUUUACAAAUAUUUCUGUGGUUAUGUGAAAAGCCGCCAAAUCCUUCUGAAGACGGAUCAUAUCAUUCUUUAAUUCGCAUUGUCAUUUUAUAUAUUUGUUGACUAAUUGUUCACUGAUAUCUAAUAUUUAUAAGAUACUGUAUGUGGAAGUCAUUCAGCAUAAUGCAAAAAAAAAAAAUGAACGUUUUCUGUUUGUUGUAGCUUAGCUAUGUAUUUUGACACAGCAAAAUAUGGGGAAGGAACUGGGCCAAUACUGACACGCGGUUUGUAUUGCUCUGAAGAACAGGAUACUGUAAAUAGCUGUAAUCUUUAUGGACCAUAUCGUCCUGUCAGCUCUCACAUGUACGACUUAUCUAUAGCUUGUACACCUUGUGGUUUACCAGAUAUUUAUAAUGGAUAUCCAGUAGCAUUCAAUGGAACAGAAUUAACAGUGACAUGUCAUACAGGAUUCUACCCAACCCAGAUAAAAAUGAAAUGUCUAAAAAAUCAUAGUUGGUCAGAGGAACAAAGAUGCACUCCCUAUCAUGCUUUUCCACUCAAUAUCAGUGAAAUUCGGUUAAGCCAUUUUUACGAUGGACGUGUCGAAAUUCUGGUCAAUGGAACAUGGGGGACAAUUUGUGAUACUAAUUUUGAUUCUGCAGACGCAAGAGUUAUUUGCAAGAAGUUCGGACUAGAAUCAAGGCGUUAUUUCAUAAAGGCCAGACAUCACAGCGGUAGAGGUAGCGGUCCUAUUUACGUCAACAAGUUGAAUUGUACGGGGACAGAACCUCAUAUAAACCUUUGCAGUUAUGAGAUUUCUAAUAACUGUACCCAUUAUGAUGAUGCAGCUGUUGAGUGUACAGGCUUUUCAGGCAUAAGAUUGUCUGAUGGUCCAAGUUUUACACAAGGAAGGAUCGAACUAAAAAUAUUGGAUACAUGGGGAACAGUAUGCGAUGAUGGUUUUGGAAUGCAAGAGGCUAAUGCUAUCUGUAGUAUGCUAGGAUACCCUCCAGCAGUAACGUAUUAUGCCGAAGCCCAUUAUGGACCAGGCACAGGGCUAAUAUUGGUGGACGAUCUGAGUUGUGAGGAAGACGCAACACAUAUUAACAACUGCACCUAUACUACAGAUGAAAACUGUGACCAUAACGAGGAUGUUUCUGUUGUUUGCACAGAUUGUACAGCGUUUGACAACUGCACUACAUGUCCAUCAGGAAAGUAUGGAUCAUCCUGUCAACACGAGUGCGGACUUGGCUGUCGAGAUCGCGUUUGUGACAUAACAAGUGGGAGUUGCGCAUGUUUAUCAAAUUUUCAAGGUGAUAGAUGUGAUCAAUGUGUUAACGGUAAAUACGGUAAUACAUGUGACAUCGACUGUUCCGCAGGUUGCUCGAAUGAUGCAUGUAACAGCAAUGGUGACUGUUAUGGUUGCAAGACUGGGUUUACUGGCAACAUGUGUACACAGUGUGUGUAUGGUAAAUAUGGAACUGAUUGUGACAUUGCAUGUCCGUUUGGUUGCAGCAAUGGCACUUGUAAAGAUAAUGGAGAUUGUCAUGGUUGCAAGGCUGGGUUUACAGGAAAGAUGUGUACACAGUGUGAGUAUGGUAAAUAUGGAACUGAUUGUGACAUUGCAUGUCCGUUAGGUUGCAACAAUGGCACUUGUAAAGAUAAUGGAGAUUGUCAUGGUUGCAAGGCUGGGUUUACAGGAAAGAUGUGUACACAGUGUGAGUAUGGUAAAUAUGGAACUGAUUGUGACAUUGCAUGUCCGUUAGGUUGCAACAAUGGCACUUGUAAAGAUAAUGGAGAUUGUCAUGGUUGCAAGGCUGGGUUUACAGGAAAGAUGUGUACACAGUGUGAGUAUGGUAAAUAUGGAACUGAUUGUGACAUUGCAUGUCCGUUUGGUUGCAAUAAUGGCACUUGUAAAGAUAAUGGAGAUUGUCAUGGAUGCAAGGCUGGGUUCGUGGGAAGUAAGUGCGAACAAUGUGUCGAUGGUAUGUAUGGAAUCAACUGCGAACAUGAUUGUUCGAAACACUGCGCGCUCGGAACUUGUAUCAAAACAACAGGUGUGUGUAAUGAUGGCUGUAGAAUUAAUUUUUAUGGUGAGCAAUGCAACAUGACGUGUGCGACGACAUGCUUACCAGAUGGCAAAGGUAGACAGUGUUUUUAUUCGAAUGGAAGUUGCGUUAAAGACUGUCAAGACGGAUACCAUGGCGACAUGUGUCAAGACCGUUGCAGUGAAAACUGCAUCGAAACUGUCUGCACAAAGGCAAACGGUGGAUGCAAAUUCGGCUGCGUCGACGGAUUUAAAGGAAAAGGAUGCACAAAAUCUAUCUCAGAUUCUGAUAACACGGCAGAUUCUUUGAUUGUUGGUACUGUCAUUGGAGCUUGCGUUGGAUCUGUGGCAGCACUUCUAGUUGUUUGGAUAGUCAUUAUGAUCAGACGACACCUAAGACGUGGACACCUAAGCAGACACGCACCAGAACAAACAUACGAGUUGAAAGGUGUUAAACAGAAGAAUGUAAGACUUGAUGCUUCGGAGAAUAAAACAUCUAAAAUAGAACACACUCCCGAGUUGGCAGCAGUCAAACAAGAUAAUGUAAGACUAGAUGCUUCGCAGACUACAACAUCAAAUAUAGAACACACAUACGAGGUGGCAGAUGUCGAAGAGGAGAAUACAAGACUUGAUGUUUCGCAGAAUAAAACAUCAAUAAUAGAACACACAUACGAGGUGGCAGAUGUCGAAGAGGAGAAUACAAGACUUGAUGUUUCGCAGAAUGAAACAUCCACAAGAGAUUCUGCCUUUGAAAAUACAUCUGAUAUGGCGUACGAAGAAUUAGGAAAUACUGCAAAAAGUUGUCAUCUUUAUGAACGCAUUGGUGGUAGCAAUUUCUGAUUGUCUGAAAUAUAUCGGUUGCAUUUUUGUAAAAGUGAAAUAAAUGAGAUAUUAGUGCCUGCGAAAUAAAAAUAGUACAAAAUGUAUAACGUUUGAGAUUCAGUAUAGAAAUUAUUAACAAAAUCAGAAUUCUUAACGGCUUUUACAGAGUUUUCGCUUCCACAGUUAUUCAUUAGAAUCAGAUUAAUGCAUAACAGAAUAAAUCACAGCUAUAUGAACAUAAGACUGUGUUAUUUUUACUGUUAUUAUAUGUAUUACAAGAUUGCUAUAUGAUAUAAUUGACUGAUAGAUAAAUUUAGCACUACUGGAAGUAUAUAAAAUAUACUACUGACACACAGAUUCGAGUACUUAAUUUUAAUUAUCAUGUUUACGAAGCUUACAGUCGAACAAAUAAUUGUCAAAACUAUCAUCUAAGUCUAAAUGUGAACGAUGGGCUGAUAUGAUAUAUCUUUUAACUUGAUAUCUUUUAAUUUAAAAUGGAUUUUAGUAUUACAGUAAUAUUGAUUUUAAAAUAAAAUGGCAUAUAGCAGGUUGUCUUUUUUGCUUAGUAUAUACAUGUAUAAGCGUGUAAUGUGUUUCUGAUUAAUAGCAGUGUGAAGUAUAGUAGCUGUCAGCAUGAUCAUACCAUAAAACUUUUGUAAACACAGCAGGUAUCCGCGUCUGUAUAAGGAUCAGUUAUAAAAAGAAAAACUUUAUGAUGAAAAGAAAUGAAAGAAAAUGAACUAGAUUUUUAAAUAAAUCAUCACAUUUCUAUACUAAAAAUCUAUCCUAUAACGUUGACUUUUUCGGAAAUUUUUAUGAAUACUUUUGAUCACAGAAAUGCGGAUUUACAUAGCUGCAUGCAGUGUGCGCUAUCGCUAUCCAUACUGAUAUGCAACCAGAUGUUCUGUUGCGCAACAUAUUAUACUUAAUUAACUAAGCAAAUGCAAAUGAGAUAGCGGUCAGAUAAACCUAAAAAUUUAGUGCUUAAUUAUUUGACUGGUGUCUUAAAUUGUCUUUUCUUUCUGUACUGUUACAUAUUGUAAAUACAUGUGUUUUUAAUUGCUGCAAGUAAAAGUUUCCACAAUGUCAGACUGCCUUAGUCCAUUUCAUAGCUUGUACUCAAAAAUGAACUUUAAUAACCAGAUAUCUCCGCACCGAAAGAAAGCCUAGAAGCAAAAUGUUAUUGUAACACUAAAUGUUACAAAUCGAGUUUUAUAAGGUGUUGAUGAAUCAAAAUUAUCUUAUUUGGAUAUCUUUAAUUCACAAUUUGAAGGUUUUCAAUUAAAAUUUCAUUCACAUAUCACUGCUGAAAAGAUUUUUAUGACUUUAAUCUAUAUGACCAUAUUUACAUCAUAGCUAUGUUUUCAUGAGUUUGCUUAUUGAUUCUGUUCAUAUUUGAGGUGAUCAUGAAAAUAUGUUAUCCAAUAAAAUUUUUGCAUUAAAUAUACGGACUCCCAUUCGCCCUUCCUAUUCUUUUAUAGAUGAUAAUGACAGCACUGUUUAUUGGUGAUCAUUCUCGCAUAGCAGAGCUCUACCAUGGUUCUCCGGUUCGUCUCGGGUACCAUGUCGAACAUCUGAUGAAUCAGAAUGAUUGGUGAUAAGAUACGUUAUGUUACCUUACGGGUAGAUAAGGAGAGAAACUCGCAUAUCUAUGUUGGUUUUCCUUUUUUCUUUUGUUUUAUAAUAAGCGCCGUUUUUUCAACAGUAUUCCAGUCAUGCAACGGCGGACAGUUUACCUCGGCAGUGCUGUACAAGGGCAAAUCUGUUAGUCGCAAGUAACUGCAUUCUCCCACAAAUGAUUCCAAGGUGAAGGACAAAUGAUUCCAGACGCAAAUGUCAUAUAUACAAAGUAAUGCAAAAAAGGCUGUCAGCAAGAAGAUUCAAUGCUGACAUUUUUACUGGAUAUCCAAUCAAAUUGUAAAACUUAUAGCUACUGUAUUUACAUAUCUUUUUCUAGCCUUGGAAGCCGUUGAUAGUAUUUGUGCUUUGACAGAAGAAAGCAUACCUAAUAUUUAUGCAUUAAAGAUAUCACUUAAUUUGCGCUAAUUAGUGUUAAUUGGCAUUCAUCGAGUUUCUGAUAUUGUCAAUUUGCAGGUAGAAAAAAAGUUAGAAAUUGUCAGACUGGAUUCCCAGGCUAAUCUUUUCCUUGUAGAGCUUGUACAUUAUGAAUAAACACUCUUUUAGAUAAAAGUGUCUUGUUUUUAUACUUAACUUGAGUUGAGACGAGUUUGU